AUAUACCAGCCCUGAGCCACCAGCUCGCACACUCCCCUCGUUUCGUCGUGCACGAGCCGGAGCAGGAGACGAAGGGUUUCAGCCAUGGUUAGCCUCCGCCUCCCCCUCAUACUCCUCUCCCUCCUGGCCAUCUCCUUCUCAUGCAGCGCCGCGCCGCCGCCGGUGUACGACACGGAGGGCCACGAGCUGAGCGCCGACGGGAGCUACUACGUCCUCCCGGCUAGCCCCGGCCACGGAGGGGGCCUCACGAUGGCGCCCCGCGUGCUCCCCUGCCCGCUCCUCGUGGCGCAGGAGACGGACGAGCGCCGCAAGGGGUUCCCCGUGCGCUUCACCCCGUGGGGCGGCGCCGCGGCGCCGGAGGACAGGACCAUCCGCGUCUCGACCGACGUCCGCAUCCGCUUCAACGCCGCGACGAUCUGCGUGCAGUCCACCGAGUGGCAUGUCGGCGACGAGCCGCUCACGGGGGCGCGGCGCGUGGUGACGGGGCCGUUGAUCGGGCCGAGCCCGAGCGGGCGGGAGAACGCGUUCCGCGUGGAGAAGUACGGCGGUGGGUACAAGCUGGUGUCGUGCAGGGACUCGUGCCAGGACCUGGGCGUGUCAAGGGACGGCGCGCGGGCGUGGCUGGGCGCGAGCCAGCCGCCUCACGUCGUGGUCUUCAAGAAGGCCAGGCCAAGCCCACCAGAGUAAACGAGGGGAGGGGAGGGGGGGGGGGUCACUCAUGCGUUGCGUGGUGCGGUGGUGCCUCUGUAGCGUGUAUAGGUAGUAGGGUGCGUGCGUGCGUGCGCAUGUGCUGGUUGAAUAAUGUGUGAAGAGGCUAGCAGGUAUUGCUCCGUGGUUCUGUUCUCAUGGUCGUGUCAUGUCUGUUAGUCGUGAUAACUCGUGAGCACUGAGCAAGUGAGCAGGACUGCCUCUGGCUGUCUGGCCCAGCCGGACUUGUUAAGUCCAAAUGGAAUGAACGAAUUGUGCGGGAUAUGGAUUUUCA
Messenger RNA from Oryza sativa Japonica Group (Japanese rice), 982 nucleotides. The record is from RefSeq and is a predicted model, not a curated record. NCBI's taxonomy places the organism in Eukaryota, Viridiplantae, Streptophyta, Magnoliopsida, Poales, Poaceae.